Macrobrachium nipponense is the source of this 3924-nucleotide messenger RNA. Its product is annotated as endothelin-converting enzyme 1-like. The transcript has 21 exons. The coding region runs from base 590 to 3616 and encodes 1008 amino acids. The record is from RefSeq and is a predicted model, not a curated record. NCBI's taxonomy places the organism in Eukaryota, Metazoa, Arthropoda, Malacostraca, Decapoda, Palaemonidae. Gene Ontology annotation, cellular component: plasma membrane. Gene Ontology annotation, biological process: proteolysis. Gene Ontology annotation, molecular function: metalloendopeptidase activity.
CCACAGGACCCGUUCCCCCCGCCCCACCUCAGCCUGUCCGGCCGGUGUGGAGGAACCUAUCCCUAGGUCCUAGACUAUCCGACGGACGCCCAUGUCCAUCCUCCUCCCGCCCGCCACCGGUCUCCGAGCCUCGUGCACCCUGGACUUGGCUACAUGACUCGUGUGCACUUUGGUGUUGACCCCGAAUGUGGAAAGAUGUCUGCCGCCUCUUAUCGCAUCUCCCAGUUCAAUCGUGUUCUCACUAAACUGUGUUUAUUGGAAGACUAAAAUGAAUACAGUUUAAAAAAUACAUUACUGUUGUGGUGAUGGUGACAGUGAUACGUAACAGGUGACAUGAAUUCAAGGAAAUAAAAAAAAUAGCAUCGAAUCGUCGUGGUUUACUCGUUAACUAAUAAUUUUAUAAUGCAGGCUAAUGAGAAAACCAGUGUGAUAUAUUUUCUCUGAAGUGAUCUUUCGUUUUCGAAAGAAUAUCAAUACGAAAUCAAAGGAGGAAAUGCGACUGACACUGAAAUAAUUAUUUGCGUGCAAAAAUUAACUAUCCUAGGCUUUAACCGUACGUGCAAAAAGUAGUUUUCUGUACAAACGAACAAUGGAAGACGCCAGUGUAGUUUCUCCUGAAUGGACACAAGUACAAGUGGAAGAACACAACAGCCACGUGAGAAUCAGUAGGGAAGAGGGAUACAAAUCUCUCAGACUUUCCCGCCAGGGCAGAAAUGGCGGGAAACGCCUCCUCCUCCCCCUCUUCCUUUCUCUCUCGGCUCUGGGAUUCGCCAGCUUCGUCCUUGUGAAAUUAUACGUUCGCGGAGAUGGCAACGAUGAUGGCAGUCACGCGCCUGUAAAACACAGAGACAAAAGACAGGCAGGAACGUGCCAGGUGGACAUGUGCUUGACGCAGGAGUGCAUUCACGUAGCUUCCAGUAUACUUAGUUCUAUGGAUGCCUCCGCUGACCCCUGCGACGACUUUUUCCAGUAUACCUGUGGCACGUGGAUCAAAGAGAACAAGCACAAAGCGGGAGAAGAAGAAUUGUUUUACGCCAUCAAUCACAACACACUGCCAGAAAAGACUGAUCUCGUACUCAGCGAUCUCUUGAAGCAAAGCAUGGCUCAGUCCGAGGGCGCCAAGGAUCCGAAGCCUUACAGGAACAUGUUCGUCUUCUACGGAUCCUGCCUGCAAGUCGGGGAGAUGCAGGAUGAGGAUUUCACUGAGGCAAUGGCCUUCCUGAAAGACCUGAAGGAGUUCCACAUCGGGCGGCACUUUGACCCCAACACCUGGGACCUGACGAAGGCCGUCCUGGAGCUGAUGAAACUGAAUGGCGUGCCCUUGGUCGACAUCCUGGUUCAAAUCGACGUCCAGAAGCCCACCCUAUAUGCUGUCGACAUCUCGCCGCCCAGGCGCUAUGGACUCAUACCUUCGCUCGUUGGUCCUCGAAUCCGCACUCCCGGGAUAAAGGAGUACCUGAGACUCAAGGGGCGCCGCGCUCUCUUCGGCGACCUCAGCAACGACCCAGUUAUGCGAGAGGUCGUCGCAGCCUUACAGCAGAGUAUACCCGUUCGAACGAACCCUUCCAAAGGUGUCCCUCGAGGACGUGGGUCUCUAUCUGAGAACCUCGCCGGCCCCUUGAGUAGCCUGGUGGGAAAGCCAGCCUUCAAUGUCCUGCCCACGGACGACGUAUUGGAGAAAAACGUACCGGGAACGACGAUCCCUUCGACUAGCAAUCCUUCGGCGAAGCCGACUGCGUCCGAACCUACUACAACCGAGGAUUCAAAACCUACAAGUACCGUUUUCUAUGGAGAGUCGGCGAUUGAAGGCUUCGACGCGACUCUGACACCGUCAAGUAUAAGUAACUCUUCAUCAUCAUCUUCUGACGCCUCCUCUUCUUCGUCCAGUUCGCCUACAUCGUCUCCACAUCCAGUAACGUCUUCCCUUCCAUCGUUUUCAACAGAGGAAAUGGAUUUUGUUACGUCACUAGGACCGAUUCCGGAAGAAACGACUGAAAACCCUGAGUACGAAGAAACAGACGAGGAUUAUGGAGACAAGCCACGUAGGGUUCUGAGUCGAAAAACGAUCUUCAGGCUUUUCAAGAAAAGUCGGGACAAGAAACGCAACGAAGAGAUCGCCUCCAUGCUCCAAACAACCUUGAACAACAUAACUGAAACCGACUGGGAGUCUUACUUCGGCCAGUACCAGCGAGAGGACAUUUUCUCCGCCGUGGUCGACCACUUCGUCCCGCUCCUAGAUGAGAUCCAGCCGACGAAACAAGAGGACCUGCGGGUUCAACAACACGCCCUCACCUUCAACCGGUUCACUGUGGACGAACUACAAGAAAUGGCGCCCGUGAUAGAGUGGCGGUACCUGAUCUCCGAGCUGCUGGGGAAGAACAUAACGAACGAAGACAGAAUCUACGUCACUCAUCCCGCGUAUUUGGUGCAGCUGAAUCACCUCCUCUCCGCUCUGGAUUUGUGGGUCGUCCAUUACGGCAUAGUUGCUCUUUACGCUUACGACGUCUUGCGAGAGCUGAUCGUCUCUCCGUCGGAAAUGGAUAGAAGCGAUUUCUGUCUGCAGGCCACCAAGAACGUCUUUGGAGACGUAUUGUCGCACAUGUACCUCCAUCACGUAGGUCACAAGAGAAUUAGCGACAUUCGUAAACACUCCAUGACGAUCAUCGAAAACCUGAAAGAAGAAGCGAAGACCUCCGUCAACGAAGCCUCGUGGUUGUCUGAGGGGGACAGAGCAGAAGCCCUGAAGAAGAUAGACGGCUUGCAGGCGGAGGUGGGAGCCCUCGACAAGCACUGGGAUAUCAAUUACGUCAACGAGACGCACGAAGACGUGACGCUGAACUGGAAAGAUUCCUUCUUGCAGAACGUCAUGGUGAUCUAUCGAGUCUUCAGGGAAGAGGUAUAUUCUCUCUACCACGAGAACGUCGAUCGGGACAUGCUCAUCUGGAGUUUCGCUAUACAGCCGUUUAUCGUCAACGCUUUUCACAUGCCCUCGACAAAUACUAUAGUAUUCCCAGAGGCGUUCUUUCAGAAACCUUACUACAUACGGAAAGCUCCAGAAUACGUCAAUUACGGAUCGGCAGGCACGUCCAUAGCACACGAGAUCUUCCAUGGACUGGAUUUCUCCGGGACGUUGUUCGACCACAAGGGGGUUAUGAGCAAGCCCUUCAGCAACGAAACACGUCGUCACUUACAGAACACCGUCGACUGCUACCACAAACUUCUGUCCGAUUCUUUCUACGAAGAAAUUAAUUUCGGCGGGACGUUCGUCUCUAUGGAGAUCGACAGCUCCACCACCCUCAACGAAAACCUGGCGGAUAUCGAGGGCAUCAGACACGCCUUCCGAGCCUACAAGCGCUGGGAGGUCCAGAAUUACAGAGAGCCAAGAUUGCCGGCGGUCAACCUGAAUCCCGACCAGCUCUUCUUCGUGUCGGCUGUUCGGCCCUUCUGCGCUGUCAUACCAGACUUGGCCAAGAUCUUCCUCAUGGAAAUGGACGAACAUCUGCCCAAUGGAAUGAGAAUGAACGCGAUGUUGAUGAACACGCCCGAGUUCGCGCGCGUGUUCAACUGUCAACCAGGAUCGAGGAUGGUGGUGAAUGAAACGUGCCCGAUCUUCUGAUGAAUGAUUCGCCUUAGCCGUCGUCUUCUACGGGCUGCUCUAUGAGCAAGAGCCCAUGCUGGCAUAAGGCCAGCUUAACCUCCAACAACAACAGCCGUUGAAAUGUAGUACUAGUUAUAGAACCUCUGUUGCACAAAUGUCUCGGCUCUGUCCUGAUCUUAGGUUUUUCUCUGAAUUCCUUUGCUUUUCUCAACUCUAUCUGAUUCGUGUACAGUUUGUUGUUUUAAAUGUUAUAUUAUUAUGUCGUGGAUGUUUUCUUAUAUAUAAAAAAAAGACGGGCUGACAUAUCCUGUAAUAGCUAUAUAUAU